Molecule: messenger RNA, 762 nt
Organism: Cylicostephanus goldi
Lineage: Eukaryota; Metazoa; Nematoda; Chromadorea; Rhabditida; Strongylidae
Source: the annotation of a GenBank genome assembly
AUGAAAGUAUUCUUUGUGAAGUAUAACGAUCCUAUUUACGUCAAGAUGGAGAAGUUGGAUAUUAUGAUCCGUCUCGCGCAACAAAAUAAUAUUGCUCAGGUGCUUAGUGAACUAAAGGAAUAUGCAACUGAAGUAGACGUCGAUUUUGUCCGUAAGUCUGUGCGCGCCAUAGGACGAUGUGCUAUCAAGGUGGAGGCCAGCAGUGAACGUUGCGUAGCCACUUUGCUGGAACUGAUUCAAACAAAGGUCAACUAUGUGGUGCAAGAAGCUGUCGUUGUCAUCAAGAAUCUGGACACGCUGGACGAGCCCGAAGCUCGUGCUUCUAUGAUAUGGAUCAUUGGAGAGUAUGCUGAGAGGAUUGAUAAUGCUGACGAAUUGCUAGAAAGUUUUGUCGAAGGAUUUCACGAUGAGAACACUCAGGUGCAACUGCAGCUUCUCACUGCUGUUGUGAAAUUGUUCCUGAAAAGGCCAACUGAUACUCAACAGUUGGUCCAGCGAGUUUUGUCUCUUGCUACCCAAGAUAGUGACAACCCUGAUUUGAGAGAUCGUGGAUAUAUCUACUGGCGCCUCCUGUCUGCAGACCCAGCCGCAGCCAAACAAGUGGUUUUGGCAGAAAAACCUUUAAUCUCUGAAGAAACGGAUCUAUUAGAGCCAUCACUACUUGAUCAGCUAGUAUGUCACAUUGGCAGCCUCGCUUCGGUUUACCACAAGCCUCCCUCAUCUUUCGUCGAUGGUGCACGACAACCGUUACGAGCUGGAACU